This is a messenger RNA of Xenopus tropicalis (tropical clawed frog), 1944 nucleotides long. Its product is annotated as vomeronasal type-2 receptor 26-like. Gene Ontology annotation, molecular function: G protein-coupled receptor activity. Lineage: Eukaryota; Metazoa; Chordata; Amphibia; Anura; Pipidae. Gene Ontology annotation, biological process: G protein-coupled receptor signaling pathway. The coding region runs from base 1 to 1944 and encodes 647 amino acids. The record is from RefSeq and is a predicted model, not a curated record. Gene Ontology annotation, cellular component: plasma membrane; membrane. The transcript has 4 exons.
AUGGACCCUGUGUUUAAUGACCGCACCCUGUUCCCAUCUGUUUAUCGAACUGUUCCUAAUGAAUAUUUAAAGUUUGAAGUCAUUGUGCAACUGCUGAUCCACUUUAAAUGGAAGUGGGUCGGGAUCAUAUCAUCAGAUGAUAUCAGCAACCAUAAAGCUAGUUUGGAACUGAUUAAAGAGAUGAAGAAUUGGGGAAUUUGUGUUGAAUAUCAUAUUGUGAUUCCAGUUUUUUUAAAUAAUAUUAUUAUAAAUAAAAACAUUAAAUUAAUUGAACAAUCAACUUCCACAGUUGUUAUCUUAUACGUCACCCUACUUCUAAUAACACAUAUUGCUUUAUUGCGGGACAGAAGUAAAUCAAUUGUGAUGGGAAAAGUCUUUGUAGUUUCAGUUGCCCUUAAUGCUAUUGAUGAUUCUAUUUAUUUGCAAUCCCUUCUAACACUGAAUGGCUCAUUGCUUAUAUCGGUUCACAAUGGGGAGAUCCCUGGUUUUGAUAACUAUUUGUCUCAUAAAGACUGGGGAAGGAUGCCAGACAAAAAUUUUGUAGAGAAUUUCAAGAUGUUUCUUAAAGAAAAAUUCUGGGAAAAUUCUAAUUAUAAUUAUAAAACAUAUUUUAUUUACAACACGGUUCAUAUACUGGCACAAGCUUUACAUCAGAUGCAUUUAGACAGAGCGCUGUUUAAUCAUGGAUCAAAGGACUUAACAGAGGAAUCAAAAUACAAGCUGAACCAUUACCUGAAAAAGGUUCAUCUGAAAUCAUUCUCUGAUGAAAUAUUCUUUAAUGAACAAGGAUCUGUUAGUGGGAAAUUUGAUAUUUUCAACUUUAUUGAAUCAAAACAACUAUUGACAAAAGUUCCUGUUGGCAGUUUUGUGCCAUUUGCCGCUCUAAAGCUGUUCAUCAAUGAAAGCGCCAUUGUAUGGAAUCCAUAUUUCAAUAAGACUCCGGUCUCUCUGUGUAAUGACAUUUGUCCUACUGGCUACCGAAAAGCUCUUGAGAAGGGAAAAUUCCCUUGUUGCUAUGACUGCAUUCGUUGUUCUGAGGGGGAGAUAGCCAGCUCUCCGGAUGCAGAACAUUGUCUCCAAUGCCCAGAAGAUCACUGGUCCAAUCCAAGUAGGGAUUUUUGCCUCAGAAAAGCUGUGGACUUCCUCUCCUAUGGGAACUGCUUGGGAAUGGUAUUAGCAACUGCCGCCCUUCUCUUCUCUGUAUGCACCGGUGCAGUCCUGUGGCUCUUUAUAAAGAACAGGAGCAGCCAAAUUGUGAAAGCCAAUAAUCGGAACCUCAGCUACAUCCUUCUUGUUUCUCUCUUCUUGUCCUUCUGCUGCUGUUUCUUGUUUAUUGGGCGCCCUGUGCCCAUAACCUGCAUCCUGAGACAAACUGCAUUUUUGUUCUUAUAUACUGUCGCCAUUUCUUCUCUACUUGGAAAAACACUGACUGUUAUUAUUGCAUUUCAUGCCACAAAACCUGGGACCAGGUUAAGGAAAUUUGUGGGAUCUAGGGUUUCUAUUUCUCUUGUACUACUUUGUUCAUUAGGCAAACUUGCCAUUUGCAGCACUUGGCUGAUAUGGGCUACACCAUUUGUGGCACUCGGUACCAAGACAACACAACAGACAAUGACUCUCUGGUGCAAUGAAGGUUCUAUUGCUGCUUUCUGUGUGGCAGUUUCUUACACAGCUGUGUUAGCUCUUCUUAGUUUUAUUGUUGCCUUUAUGGCAAGAAAAUUACCAGACAGAUAUAAUGAGGCGCAGCACAUCACCUUCAGCAUGCUGGUGUUCUUUAGUGUCUGGGUCUCCUUCAUCCCAACAUACCUGAGCACCAAAGGCAAAUACAUGGUGGCUGUGGAGACAUUCGCUAUACUUGCCUCUACUGCUGGAUUAUUGUCCUGUGUAUUUGUCCCUAAGUGCUAUAGUAUAUUCUUUAAAGUUAAUCUAAACACUGAAAAGAGAUAG